GCUGACAUGGGCAACCUGAAGAGUGUGGGCCAGGAGCCCGGGCCACCCUGCGGCCUGGGGCUGGGGCUGGGCCUCGGAUUGUGUGGCAAGCAGGGUCCGGCCACUCCUGCCUCAGCCUCAGCCUCAGAGCCCGGGCGGGCACCAGCAUCCCCACCCCCGACCUCACCCGCGCCAGACCACAGCUCCCCGCUAACCCGGCCACCAGAGGGGCCCAGGUUCCCUCGAGUGAAGAACUGGGAAGUGGGCAGCAUUGCCUAUGACACCCUGUGCGCCCAGGCUCAGCAGGAUGGACCCUGCACCCCAAGACGCUGCCUGGGCUCCCUUGUGUUUCCAAGGAAACUACAGAGCUCCUCCCCGCCAGAGCAGCUGCUGGGUCAGGCCAGGGACUUCAUUAACCAGUACUACAGCUCCAUCAAGAGGAGCGGCUCCCAGGCCCAUGAGCAGCGGCUUCAGGAGGUCGAGGCUGAGGUGGCAUCCACAGGCACCUACCAGCUCCGGGAGAGCGAGCUGGUAUUCGGGGCCAAGCAGGCCUGGCGCAACGCUCCCCGCUGUGUAGGCCGGAUCCAGUGGGGAAAGCUGCAGGUGUUUGAUGCCCGGGAUUGUAGGACUGCACAGGAAAUGUUUACCUACAUCUGUAAUCACGUCAAGUAUGCCACCAACCGUGGUAACCUUCGCUCGGCCAUCACGGUGUUCCCCCAGCGCUGCCCAGGCCGAGGAGACUUCCGAAUCUGGAACAGCCAGCUGGUGCGCUACGCGGGGUACAGGCAGCAGGAUGGCUCCGUGAGAGGGGACCCUGCCAACGUGGAGAUCACUGAGCUCUGCAUCCAGCAUGGCUGGACCCCAGGAAAUGGCCGUUUUGAUGUGCUACCCCUGCUGCUCCAGGCUCCUGAUGAGCCCCCAGAACUCUUCACCCUGCCCCCCGAGCUUGUCCUCGAGGUGCCCCUGGAGCACCCCACGCUGGAGUGGUUCGUGGCCCUGGGCCUGCGCUGGUACGCCCUCCCGGCAGUAUCCAACAUGCUUCUGGAAAUUGGGGGCCUGGAGUUCCCCGCGGCCCCGUUCAGCGGCUGGUACAUGAGUACUGAGAUCGGAAUGAGGAACCUGUGUGACCCUCACCGCUACAACAUCUUGGAGGACGUGGCCGUCUGCAUGGACCUGGACACCCGGACAACCUCGUCCCUGUGGAAAGACAAGGCAGCGGUGGAAAUUAACGUGGCUGUGCUGCACAGUUACCAGCUGGCCAAAGUGACCAUUGUGGAUCACCAUGCGGCCACGGCCUCCUUCAUGAAGCACCUGGAGAACGAGCAGAAGGCCAGGGGGGGCUGCCCCGCUGACUGGGCCUGGAUCGUGCCCCCCAUCUCAGGCAGCCUCACUCCUGUCUUCCAUCAAGAGAUGGUCAACUAUUUCCUAUCCCCUGCCUUCCGCUAUCAGCCAGACCCCUGGAAGGGGGGUACAGCCAAGGGUGCCGGCAUCACCAGGAAGAAGACCUUUAAGGAAGUAGCCAAUGCGGUGAAGAUCUCCGCCUCGCUCAUGGGCACGGUGAUGGCGAAGCGCGUGAAGGCGACCAUCUUGUAUGGCUCAGAGACCGGCCGGGCACAGAGUUACGCACAGCAGCUGGGGAGGCUCUUCCGGAAGGCGUUCGACCCCCGGGUCCUGUGCAUGGAUGAGUAUGACGUGGUGUCCCUGGAGCAUGAGACCCUGGUAUUGGUGGUGACCAGCACCUUUGGGAAUGGGGAUCCCCCAGAGAAUGGAGAGAGCUUCGCAGCGGCACUGAUGGAGAUGUCUGGCCCCUACAACAGCUCCCCCCGCCCAGAGCAGCACAAGAGUUACAAAAUCCGCUUCAACAGUGUCUCCUGCUCAGACCCGCUGGUGACCUCUUGGCGGCGCAAGAGGAAGGAAUCCAGUAACACAGACAGUGCGGGGGCCCUGGGGACCCUCAGGUUCUGUGUGUUCGGGCUGGGCUCCCGGGCAUAUCCCCACUUCUGUGCCUUUGCGCGGGCGGUGGACACCAGGCUGGAAGAGCUGGGUGGAGAGCGGCUGCUGCAGCUGGGCCAGGGAGACGAGCUGUGUGGCCAGGAGGAGGCCUUCCGAGGCUGGGCCCAGGCCGCCUUCCAGGCCUCCUGUGAGACCUUCUGUGUGGGAGAAGAUGCCAAGGCUGCCGCCCGGGACAUAUUCAGCCCCAAACGCAGCUGGAAACGCCAGAGAUACCGGCUGAGUACCCAGGCCGAGGGCCUGCAGCUGCUGCCAGGCCUCAUCCAUGUGCACAGGCGGAAGAUGUUCCAGGCUACCAUCCUCUCUGUGGAAAAUCUACAAAGCAGCAAAUCCACCCGAGCCACCAUCCUGGUGCGCCUGGACACUGGAGGACAGGAGGGGCUUCACUACCAGCCUGGAGACCACAUAGGUGUCUGUCCACCCAAUCGACCUGGCCUGGUGGAGGCGCUGCUGAGCCGCGUAGAGGACCCCCCACCACCCACUGAGCCUAUAGCAGUGGAGCAGCUGGAGAAGGGCAGCCCUGGCGGCCCUCCCCCCGGCUGGGUCCGGGACCCGCGGCUGCCCCCGUGCACACUGCGCCAGGCACUCACAUUCUUCCUGGACAUCACGUCCCCACCCAGCCCUCGCCUCCUGCGACUGCUCAGCACCCUGGCUGAAGAACCCAGUGAACAACAGGAGCUAGAGGCCCUCAGCGAGGAUCCCCGGCGCUACGAAGAGUGGAAGUGGUUCCGCUGUCCCACGCUGCUGGAGGUACUGGAGCAGUUCCCGUCAGUGGCGCUGCCUGCUCCCCUGCUCCUCACCCAGCUGCCCCUGCUCCAGCCCCGGUACUACUCUGUCAGCUCAGCACCGAGCACUCAUCCGGGAGAGAUCCACCUGACCGUCGCCGUGCUGGCCUAUAGGACCCAGGAUGGCCUGGGCCCCCUGCACUAUGGAGUCUGCUCCACGUGGCUGAGCCAACUCAAGGCUGGAGACCUCGUGCCCUGCUUCAUCAGGGGGGCUCCCUCCUUCCGGCUGCCACCUGAUCCCAGCUUGCCCUGCAUUCUGGUCGGCCCAGGCACUGGCAUUGCCCCCUUCCGGGGCUUCUGGCAAGAGCGACUACACGACAUUGAAAGCAAAGGAUUACAGCCCGCUCCCAUGACUUUGGUGUUUGGCUGCCGAUGCUCCCAACUCGAUCAUCUCUACCGCGACGAGGUGCGGGACGCCCAGCUGCGCGGGGUGUUUGGCCAGGUCCUCACGGCCUUCUCCAGGGAACCUGGAAGCCCCAAGACCUACGUGCAGGACAUCCUACGGACCGAGCUGGCAGCCGAGGUGCACCGCGUGCUGUGCCUCGAGCGAGGCCACAUGUUUGUCUGUGGUGACGUCACCAUGGCGACCAGCGUGCUGCAGACCGUGCAGCGAAUCCUGGCCACAGAGGGCGACAUGGAGCUUGACGCGGCGGGUGACGUCAUCGGCGUGCUGCGGGAUCAGCAACGCUACCAUGAAGACAUUUUCGGGCUCACGCUGCGCACGCAGGAAGUGACAAGCCGAAUACGCACCCAGAGCUUUUCCUUGCAGGAGAGGCAACUACGGGGUGCGGUGCCCUGGGCAUUCGAUCUCCCGGGCCCAGACAGCCCAGGCUCCUGACAGCCUCAGGCUUCCCACUCAGUUCCCAGAGAAGGGCUUCCACAGUCCUGUCUGCUGACCAGGGCCAGCCACCUCUCUCUACCAUAUAUCUCCCGGUGCCUGUCCCUAGGCUUUGGAGAUUCAGCUUCAUUCCCCUAGAGAGUGACAUGUCUCCUUUCUCCAGGCCCGGUUCCCCCGGCUGGGGGCUGGGGGCUGCUUAAUCGAGAAAUCCCAGCCUACUGCUACCUACUUGGUGUGCUUUAGGUGAACUGUAGAAUCCCUUACUACUGUCAGGAGUAUCUUAACCUUUAAAGCUUAUCUUGAAAUCAUUGAAAUAUUUAUUGUUGAAGAUAUAUGUUUAGGUGCCUAGCCCCACCCCUGUGGAUUACACUCAAAAGAAUAAAAAGAAAGCCAAGUUAUGCGUUUCAACUUGUA
Messenger RNA from Dipodomys spectabilis (banner-tailed kangaroo rat), 4026 nucleotides. RefSeq names its product nitric oxide synthase 3 (gene Nos3). The transcript is spliced from 26 exons. The record is from RefSeq and is a predicted model, not a curated record. Lineage: Eukaryota; Metazoa; Chordata; Mammalia; Rodentia; Heteromyidae. The coding region runs from base 7 to 3612 and encodes 1201 amino acids. Gene Ontology annotation, biological process: nitric oxide biosynthetic process. Gene Ontology annotation, molecular function: flavin adenine dinucleotide binding; heme binding; nitric-oxide synthase activity.